Oncorhynchus mykiss (rainbow trout) is the source of this 2515-nucleotide messenger RNA. It is a transcript of the gene asb1, whose product is annotated as ankyrin repeat and SOCS box containing 1. Gene Ontology annotation, cellular component: ubiquitin ligase complex. Gene Ontology annotation, biological process: protein ubiquitination; ubiquitin-dependent protein catabolic process; intracellular signal transduction. The record is from RefSeq and is a predicted model, not a curated record. Gene Ontology annotation, molecular function: protein binding. Lineage: Eukaryota; Metazoa; Chordata; Actinopteri; Salmoniformes; Salmonidae.
CAAGGGUUGCUGAUUUCCCCGUUAACUGACUCCAAGACCAGGAAGUCGCACUCUCGUCUCUCAGAUAGGGAAAGCGAAAAAAGAGGAGUGAUCAGUGAGGUGUCAUAAAUAUAUUCAAUUACAACAACAAUGGCACAACGGACGGUAUGACAAAGUCGUUUUGGUAACACUAGCUAGGUAAUCACUUUCCUAGUUCUGGCGCUUUUUCGUAGGAGACCCUGCAAAGAAGCGUGAGAAGUUAUUAUUAGGGAGAAAUGGCGGACGGCGGAGGCUUCGAGUUGGGUGAUGUUGUCGACCCACCCAUUGCGCCGAAUAUCAUCUGUCCCCUUGUCACCGUUUCUGACCUACCCAGCCCGACAGCUGCAGGCCGUAACCUGAAGGAAUGGCUGCAGGAGCAGUUCAAUAAAAAGCCUGAAGAGCAGAGUGAGGACGCGCUGCUCCACAACGCUGCUUACGUAGGAGACCUGGAUACUCUAAGGAACCUGCUGCAGGAGGACAGCUUCAGAGAGCGGAUCAACGAGAAGUCUGUAUGGUGCUGUGGUUGGCUGCCCUGCACCCCUCUGCGCAUCGCUGCCACAGCCGGUCAAGGGGCCUGUGUGGCCUAUCUGAUAGGCCAGGGGGCCAAGGUGGACCUAGUGGAUGUGAAGGGUCAGACGGCCCUCUACGUGGCGGUGGUCAACGGACACCUGGACUGUGUGACCAUCCUCCUGGAAGCUGGAGCUGACCCCAACGGCAGCCGCCACCACCGCAGCACUCCCGUCUAUCACGCUGCACGGGUAGGCAGGGUGGACAUACUCCAAGAGCUCAUCAGGUUCCAUGCCGACGUGGAUGUGGACCACCAGCUGGGCGCCAGGCCCCCGUUUGGUGCGGCCCGCACCCUCACCACACUGGUGGUGUGCCCGCUCUACAUCAGCGCCGCCUACCGCCACCUCCACUGCUUCAGCCUGCUCCUGGCGGCCGGCGCCCAGCCGGACUACAACUACAACGGACCAGUGAGCCGCGAAGCGCUAGCAAAGGGUUUGGCCUCCUGCCUGCUGGAUGCGGUGCUGAGACACGGCUGUGAGGCGGCGUUCGUCAGACUGCUGCUAGACCACGGUGCCGAGCCCAGCCUGGUACCCUGGGAGCAGCCCCACCGAGAGGGAGCGACCGCCGGGGGCCGAGAGAGGGUUGACCCCGAAGCCCUGCAGCUCUACUUGGAGGCCAGGAGAUGUCCUCGUAGGCUGACCUACCAAUGUCGGAUCAGUAUUAGGAAAGUGAUGGGGAAGCAUCGGCUAAAACACAUCCCAUCUCUACCGCUCCCGGACCCCAUUCAGAACUUCCUGCUUCACCAGAACUGACUCUGGCAGGCCUUGCCUUUGAUUAUCGUUAUGCUAUUAUGAACAGUGACGGACUUACCAUUAGGCAGAAGAGGCAAUUGCCUCAGGCUUCACAUCAUAAUCAAGGGGCCUCAUGAGCUGGGCAUAAUUUAAACAAAUAAAACUAGUCAUCUUUUUGUUUAUUUCUCAGCUUGGGCUGUUGAGGCCCCUUGAUUUCUCAGCUUGGCCCCUUUAUUUCUCAGCUUGAGCUGUUGAGCCCCCCCCCCCCAUUCUCUGCUCAAAGGCAGGACUGCUCAGUAGGUUGGUUCAGCAGCAGCAAAAUCUGCAGGAAGCUUCAAAGUUGCAAACGAAAUGGGGAAGGGUUUCUUUGCCUGGUAACAUGGUUGUCAAAAAUACCUCCCAAAAAGUCAAUGAAUCUAUAUAGCUGAAGAAUAAUAGAUCAAUAAUUUAUUUCUAUACAAAUACACUACGUGUACGAAACAUUAGGAACACCAUCUCUUUCCAUGAGAUAGGCUGACCAGGUGAAUCCAGGUGAAAGCUAUGACCCUAUAUUGAUGUCAUUUUUUAAAUCCACUUCAAACAGUGUAGAUGAAGGGCAGGAGAUGGGUUAAAAAAAAUACUUUUACACCUUGGGACAUGGAUUGUGAAUGGGCAAGACAAAAGAUGGAAGUGUCUUUGGGGGGUAUGGUAAUGUAGUUGAUGCCAGGCGCACCGGUCUGAGUGUAUCAAGAACUGCAACGCUGCUGGGUUUUACUCGCUCAACAGUUUCCCAUGUGUAUCAAGAAUACACAUGGGAAACACCCAAAGGACACCCAGCCAACUUGACACAACUGUGGGAAGCAUUGGAAUCAACAUGGUCCAGCAUCCCUGUGGAAUGCUUUCGACACCAUGUAGAGUCCAUGCCCUCACGAAUUGAGGCUACUCUGAGGGCAAAAGGGGGUGCAACUCAAUAUUAGGAAGGUGUUCCUAAUGUUUUGUACACUCAGUGUACAGUGCAUCAGAAACGUUGUUUAUUGCUUGUUUGCUGUGACAAAGCCUCCAUUCUCUGUAUGAGUCGGUAUGAGUUGCUUCUUGACUUAUUUGCAUACCUUCCACAUAAUUGCAAUAAUUCCAAAAACAUAUUUAUUUUCUAUUUUCUCUGUAUUAGGGCUUUCUGUACCACCUACAAAGUGAUCUGCAACUAAAGCAAUGUCUGUUUC